Molecule: messenger RNA, 3733 nt
Organism: Solanum pennellii
Lineage: Eukaryota; Viridiplantae; Streptophyta; Magnoliopsida; Solanales; Solanaceae
Product: 3-isopropylmalate dehydratase large subunit, chloroplastic
Exons: 16
Coding region: 2013-3530 (505 amino acids)
Biological process (GO): amino acid biosynthetic process
Molecular function (GO): 3-isopropylmalate dehydratase activity; 4 iron, 4 sulfur cluster binding
Source: RefSeq, a predicted model, not a curated record
AAUUUCUUAAAAAAUAUGUAAAAUUGAACAAAGUUAGCUGGUACUUGUUGCUGGUUGGAGGUAAUAGGUAUUCUUUGAUGGAUAAAGUUAGCUGGUACAUGUUGCUGGUGCGAGGUAAUAAAUAUUCAAUGGAUUUAGUCGAGGUGCGUGAAAGCUGACGGAGUGAGUACUUUCUAGUUUCUGGUUAACUUCCUUUCCAAUUGAACAACACAUGAAAGAUGUUGAAAAUGGUAAAACUAAAUGUCAAGAUUUAUGUCUUUUAGCUGUCCUAGGUGCAUGUAUGAAUGACCUUUUGUAUUAUCUAGUAACUUUAUGGUAUUAAUGUGGCUAGAUUGAAGUGUUUGUGUGGAAGUACUUAAUAUGUGUUAUGCUUGAAGACUAUUAAGACCUAUAUAAACUUGCUGAGAGAUGUUGAUAUGGUCGAGAAAUUUCGUUGUCCAGGCAUGGAUGUCAGGUCCAAGUUGAACUAGACUUGUUCUUGAAGGGGUAUUUGAUGUUAAUGGCAUAUAACUUAGCUGUCAUAUCAGAUGUGUAUAAUUACUAGAAGAAUGAUUGUUAAAGCAGAGUUGGUUGCUGGUGUGUCGCCAGAUUCCAAACUGAACCUGCUGAUUAUGGAAGAUAUUGUAGUCGACGUGGCCCAUUUUUCACCGAAUGAGGUGUCUCUAUUGGUCGAGAUGUCCUGUGAGUAUCCAACAAGGAGAAUAAUAUAUAUAUGUCCAAAGAUAAUGUUUCACCUUGAGUUAUCCUCAAAGCUACAGUAUUAGUACUGCUGUUGAGAGUUUGGCGGAACAGUUCCCUGGCGUGCUGAGAAACAGCAGGUACUAUAGUACUAGUAAGUGUGUCGUUGUGGACUUGUUGUUGAGUAACAUGUUAAGAAUGAGUUGCUACAACAUAAUAGAACAAUUAGGUGUUAUUGGUAAGGGAGGUUGUCCUUCUGAUGAUACUUUGAACGAUCGGUUGUUUAACUUGAAUCUACUGAACAAGGGGUUGAAGUCAGAUGUUGAGGAGAACAACUCCUUGCUGCAGGAGUGGUAUGUAAUAAAGAACUGUAUCAUGCCAGUGUCUUUCGGAGGGAAGCUGAAGGACACGGUUGUUAAAAUGGCAAGUUGUAUGAGAAGUGGUGAUACUUCUUUUCUCAGACCACAACUAUUGUAUCCUUUGCCUUUCUCGGCUUCAAGGAACACUAACAUGGGCUGUGGUGCAUGGAUUGAGGAAAAUCGAGUUUGAAUCUACUCAACGAAUCAAUGCCACAUUGAAGCUUAAUCAAAUGACCAAAGCAUAUGGGUGCGUGAUGGGUAUUCGUGACACAUUACCUAAGGUUGGGUUGAAUUCACUGUGUGAGGUGUACAUUGAGAACCUCACUUCAAAGGAGAGUGAGUUCAUACAGUUGGUUUUGGGUGAUUAUGAUAUCAAAAUUAAGCACACAUUGGACAAGGAAUUGGACUGGAGAACUGAUGAGCUCGAACUGGGGUGCAGGCCCUUUUAUAAUUCGUCCUUUCCGGGGACAAGUGCACUGUCGUGUUCGACUCAGAUGGUGUUGGGAUGAUAGUUUUUGCCGGUGCUUCCAGUUCUGUGAACGACAGUGAGUCGUUGGGAGUUACUACUCCUACAACAUUUGGUGCACUUUUUGAGGCCGAGGUUGACAGAUUGGUGGAUGUAUCACCUCAAGAGACUGCACAUAGUGUGGCACCAGAUCAGGCAGGUCGAGCAUUUGGUGUGCAACGAGAUGGAACUGAUGCUGCUGACACUCAAAGAGCUGGUGGGCAUACAGCUGGUGGACAGGCGGGCUCAGGACGUGGCGCUUCUGUCCAUGGUGGUCAAGGUCGCACAGAUAGGUGGAACUGGACAAGCAGUCAAAAUCGUACAAACAAAUUGAAACGGAGGGAGGAAGUAAUGGUCAAAAAACAACAACAUGCAUUUUUUCCGCAUAUACAAAUGUCAUACAUGAUCUUUUACUACUAUUCACAAAGGACAGUUCAGAAGCUAAGUGAGUUAGUUCUCUGCUACUGGAAAUGGCUUCUUUUUCCACCAGUUCUACUUAUUGUCUCAGCAAGAAUGUUGUGUUUUUAUCUGAUUUCUCUCCUCUAUAUCAGUUUCCCACUCAAAGUCCCAGGAGAAGAUUUUCCAAGAAAAUUGUUUCUAUGAUCACACAACCAAGUUCAAGAAUGCCUGCCACCACUGGCUCAGUGAAGAGUUGGAUGACUAUGACUGAGAAGUUGCUGGCUAGGACUUCUGAGAAGCUUCAUGUGGUUCCAGGUGAGAAUUUGUGGGUCAAUGUCGAUGUUUUGAUGACAAAUGAUAUUACUGGUCCUGGUGCUAUUGGAGUAUUUAAAAGAGAAUUUGGAGAAAAUGCCAAGGUCUGGGAUCGUGAAAAGGUAGUUGUCAUACCCGAUCACUACAUUUUCACAGCUGAUGAACGAGCAAAUCGUAAUGUGGAUACACUGAGGGACUUCUGCAAUGAGCAAAAUAUUAAGUACUUUUAUGACAUUAAAGACCUCGGAAACUUCCAGGCUAAUCCAGAUUACAAAGGAGUGUGCCACAUUGCUCUUGCCCAAGAAGGUCACUGCAGACCAGGAGAGGUUUUGGUAGGUACAGACUCUCAUACAUGUACUGCAGGAGCAUUCGGUCAAUUUGCAUCUGGAAUCGGAAAUACUGAUGCUGGUUUUGUUCUGGGUACUGGAAAGAUUUUGCUCAAGGUUCCUCCAACUAUCAGAUUUGUAUUGGAUGGUGAAAUUCCGAAUUACAUACUAGCUAAGGAUUUGAUUUUGCAAGUUAUUGGUGAAAUUUCUGUAGCUGGUGCAACAUACAAAACAAUGGAAUUUGUCGGUACUGCUGUUGAAAGUUUAACAAUGGAAGAGAGAAUAACAUUAUGCAAUAUGGUUAUCGAAGCUGGUGGAAAGAAUGGUGUUAUUCCUGCUGAUAAAACAACAUAUGACUACCUUAAGGACAAGACUACUGUGCAUUAUGAACCUGUCUACAGCGAUGAGCAAGCCAGGUUUCUUGCUGAGUAUCAUUUCGACAUCUCAAAGUUGGAGCCCUUAGUAGCAAAGCCUCAUUCUCCUGGUAAUCGUGCUUUGGCAAGAGAGUGCGAAGAUGUUAAGAUUGACAGAGUAUAUAUUGGAUCUUGUACCGGUGGAAAAACAGAAGACUUCAUGGCUGCUGCCAAAGUUUUUCUAGCAUCAGGAAAGAAGGUCAAAGUUCCAACAUUUCUCGUCCCUGCUACGCAGAAGGUCUGGAUGGAUUUAUAUACUAUCCCAGUUCCAGAAUCUGGUGGCAAAACAUGUUCACAGAUUUUCGAGGAUGCUGGCUGCGGUACACCAGCAAGUCCUAGUUGUGGUGCUUGUAUGGGUGGUCCUAGAGAUACUCAUGCUCGGUUGAACGAACCUCAGGUAUGUGUCUCAACCACAAACAGAAACUUCCCGGGGAGAAUGGGCCAUAAGGAAGGUCAAAUUUAUCUUGCAUCUCCAUAUACAGCUGCAGCAUCUGCAUUAACUGGCCAUGUUACUGAUCCUCGAAAUUUUCUGCAGUAACGCGUUAUUGUUCAUGUUAAAACGCGAUAAAGUUUGAACUUUUGCUUGUAAUGUACACCAGAAGAUGUUUGUGUUUCUGAUUUCAGUGACAAAAUAGAGUUUUCUCAAGUACUCUUAGCUGUAGUUACAUAUAUUUACUUGUGGAAAGUGUCAAAAACGAGCUGAAUUUUGUGAAUCGUCUCAUUUAUAAGAUUAAUAUCUCG